Messenger RNA from Sciurus carolinensis (gray squirrel), 6062 nucleotides. It is a transcript of the gene Chst6, whose product is annotated as carbohydrate sulfotransferase 6. The coding region runs from base 1172 to 2359 and encodes 395 amino acids. Gene Ontology annotation, molecular function: N-acetylglucosamine 6-O-sulfotransferase activity. The record is from RefSeq and is a predicted model, not a curated record. The transcript is spliced from 4 exons. Gene Ontology annotation, cellular component: Golgi membrane. Gene Ontology annotation, biological process: carbohydrate metabolic process; keratan sulfate proteoglycan biosynthetic process; N-acetylglucosamine metabolic process. Lineage: Eukaryota; Metazoa; Chordata; Mammalia; Rodentia; Sciuridae.
GUGUUGGCUUAGUGCUGAGGCUGAGGACUUGGGGAGCAGUUCGGAUUCCAAGUCACUGCGUCAAGGAUGCCACAGAGAGCGGGGGUGCGGUGAGGGGGGCAAGAUUAAGAUUCGAUUUCCUUCACAAGGGCCUUUUGUCUUCCCGGGAGCCUCUCUCCCCUGGAGAUUGAGGAGACGACUACUUUUUUGGCCAAGUAGUGGGGUGAGAGGUGACUCCGCGUGCGCCCUUUGGCAUCCUCGCCCACACGAUGUGGCCCGAUGGCCCCUGAGCCCACCUGUGCCCUCCCUUUCCCGGACCCAGCGGCGCCCGCCCUCGGUCACCGCCCCUCCCCCGAGGCGUGGCCCCACGGUCGCGGCUGGGGAGAGUCGCCCGAGCCGGGGGCCAACUGGCUCCUUCCUUCCUUCGCUCCCGCCCUAGCUCCCGCCGGCCGGCCCGGGACCUCAGCCACGUCUCAAAGUGCCUCAUUGUGUGCGCCCCGGGCGGGCAGCGCGGAGCAGCGCAGCGGGCCGCGGGCGGCCGCACAGAUUCAUUCCGCCUGGUGUCCAGGUGUCUCCAAAAUCCUGGUGCCCUCGACUCCCAUCCAUGCUUCUUAGAGCCCAGUCCCCGGUGUCACCGCGUGCCUCUUAAUAGUCGUGGGACCCUGAGGACCAAAUCAGCCCCUGCAGACUCUCCCGGUGAAGAGGAGCUGGCUGUGGGCUGGAACUUGGAGGAGAGGACGCGCAGGAGCCUUUGCUGAGCGCCGGGAGACAGGCGUCCGCUCCCUGCGCGGGAUCAGCAAGAGACGCCAAGCUUUGGGGUAUUUGUGGCAUUGACCUUCACAAUAGCACUAAGAAGUUAAAUGCUGCCAUCCCUACUUUACAGAGGAAGAAGUCAAGACACUUGUUCCAGGUCUCAUAACUCCUGAGCAGCAGUGCUGAGACUCAAAGCUGGCCCUCUUCCCUCCAUCUAUCAGGAGAACCCAUCGUUUAAAUCCAUUUGGAAAAGUACCCAGCUCAGGCUAGGGGCAGGGCAACUGUGUUCCCACCCCUGGACACCUUCCUGUGUAGGGACUAUCUACCCCGUGGGGCUCUGAUCCAGUCUCCCUCCUGCUUUCUCAGGCCUCAGUCACCUUCAAUGGAUCUGUGAUCAGCGUGGGCAGCUCUCCCAGCAGCCCUGGACAGCAGCCCAGGCAUGCGGCUACCGCGCGUCUCCGGCACUGUAGUGACCGUACUCCUGCUGGCGCAGACCUGUCUUCUGCUCUUCCUCGUCUCUCGGCAAGGGCCGUGGUACCCAGCCGGCGGCAAGGAGCGUGUGCACGUGUUGGUGUUGUCCUCUUGGCGCUCGGGCUCUUCCUUCGUGGGCCAGGUCUUCAGCCAGCACCCAGACGUGUUCUACCUGAUGGAGCCCGCGUGGCACGUGUGGGCUGCCCUGUCGCAGGGCAGUGCUCCGGCGCUGCAUAUGGCCGUUCGCGAUCUGGUGCGCUCUGUCUUUCUGUGCGACAUGGACGUGUUCGACGCCUACCUGCCUUGGCGCCGCAACCUGUCAGACCUCUUCCAGUGGGCGGUGAGCCGCGCGCUGUGCUCGCCGCCCGCCUGCAGCGCCUUCAGUCGCGGCGCCAUCAGCAGCGAGGCUGUGUGCAAGCCACUGUGCGCGCGGCGGCCCUUCAGCCUGGCCCAGGAGGCCUGCCGCUCCUAUAGCCACGUGGUGCUCAAGGAGGUACGCUUUUUUAACCUGCAGGUACUGUACCCGCUGCUUAACGACCCAGCGCUCAACCUACGCAUCGUGCACCUGGUUCGCGACCCUCGAGCGGUGCUGCGCUCCCGAGAGCAGACCGCCAAAGCGCUGGCGCGCGAUAACGGCAUAGUGUUGGGCACCAACGGCACGUGGGUGGAGGCCGACCCCCGCCUGCGCGUGGUGAGCGAGGUGUGUCGCAGCCACGUGCGCAUAGCAGAGGCCGCUCUACACAAGCCGCCGCCCUUCCUGCAGGGCCGCUACCUCCUGGUGCGCUUUGAAGACCUGGCGCGGGAGCCGCUGCGCGAGAUCCGCGCGCUCUACGCCUUCACCGGUCUGAGCCUCACGCCGCAGCUCGAGUUCUGGAUUCACAAUAUCACUCACGGGUCGGGGCCCGGCGCCCGCCGGGAGGCCUUCAAGACCACGUCCAGGGAUGCACACAACGUCUCCCAAGCCUGGCGCCAUGCGCUACCCUUCAGCAAGAUUCGGCGCGUUCAGGAGCUGUGCGCCGGCGCGCUGCAGCUGCUGGGCUACCGGCCAGUGUACUCUGAGGACGAGCAGCGUGACCUUAAUCUGGACCUGGUGCUGCCUCGCGGCCCGAGCAGCUUCAGGUGGGCGUCGCCCACCGAUGUGCACUCCAAGCCUUAGCCGAGGGCUCUUCUUGCGGCGGUAGUUAGGGUACCAGAGGAGGGUGUAAGGAGAGGUCGACAGGCGCACGGGAAAGUAGGGUCAGCCGCCAGAGGUAGGGAGAGUAGGAUCCUCCCCUGUACUAGGAAACGAUCAAGUCCCCAAAUUUCACGUUUCUUUCUCUCCACUUCUCGGCUUUCUUUCCUUUGAUCCCUCUUCAGGAGCUGGUUUCCCUACGGGUAUGCUCUCCAUAGGAAGCAAAACUCUCACCCCACUUCCCCUGGGCACAGAGGCGAAUUGGCUCCUACUCAAGCAUUUUCUUUCCCCUUAAUUCCUUCCUCCCCUGGGACGCGCCAGGCAAUAGUUGAGAAGGAUGACUUAGCCCUGGCUGGGAAUGGAGGGGCAUUGCAGUGAGCUGGCUCCUGAAGUUGGUACAUCCCCGCCCCUGCCAUAUGCACCCUAGGCUCCGUUCCCCCAUGCCCUCGGCACCACACUUCAUCAAAGCCGUAGGUUAUAGUCACCUGUAUGUUUAAUGAGAAAUCAGAGAAGAUCUCCGCCUUUGUCUUGUGGUCUCCCAUUAGUGUCUGUCUGCCCCACCACCCAGGAGCCCACAUCGCUCUCCAUCAACCUGCUCAGGUACGAUGAACUUCUGAUUUGCCCUGAGAGGAAAAAUCCAACUUAGGAAAAUAAACCAUGAUUAACCUGUGUGAUACAGAUUAGAGUUUACAGUCCACGAAGUGAACCACAACUCAAGUGAGGGGACUUGUCCAAGGUCACGUGGUGAGAAAAGAGAAUGGGGAGAGGAGAGAAUUUUACUCUGAAGCUGCAGUAGGGAAAAGAGCUAUGAAUCAGGUUUGCAGAAGACUGGAUUUUCUCCCCAUUUUAUUUCCUUUAGGGAAAAACGGGGUGUCGUGGCCAGAAGCACAACUGUGGGAUACAAGAGGUGGCAAAUUCUGGGCCCAGAGCACGGAAUCUGGAGAGCAACUUGGAUAAGCCUGGAGGGAGGCAGUGAGGAGGAAAGAUCAGGGAGAGAGCUGGGGAGGCCUGGGAAGCAAGCCAGGUAAAGUGGAUGGCAAAGUACAAAGUACAAGUACAAGGCAGGUGGGGCAGCUCAGUGGUGAACGUAACUCAUAGGGCUUGCCAGGAACUUGGAAGGCAAAAAGGCUCUAGGGGUGAUUCUACUUUCCCUUAGUUUUUCCAGGCCAAGUCCUACAGGAGGGAAGAUUAAGAUUCCUUCCUGUAAGCCACAGCACCUAGCUCUGGCAACCGAAGACUGGUUAAAAGGAUGCUGGGUAUGCAGAGGGCUUAGUCUUGAGCUCAGGAAAUAGAGGCAAUAAGUGCUCUGUAAAUGCUUAAAGGGGGGAGAAGAAGUUCAUAGAACCUCUAGGAACAACAAGGAGACAGAUUUGAGUUCACACAAAGCACUAAAUCAUACUGGAGCUCAAGGACGUGGUGGCAUACACCUGAUAUCCCAGGUACUGGGAAGCCUAAGGCAGCUGGAUUGCAAGUUCCAGGUGAGCCUCAACAACUUAGCGAGACCCUAUCUCAAUAUAAAAAAAUAAAAAGCCCUGGGAAUGUAGGUCAAUGGCAGAGUUCCCCUGGGUUCAAUCCUCGGUACCACACACACCACACUGAAGGACAUAGUUGUUCUGGAAUCUCUGAUGGUUGCCACCAAACAUUGUUGCUGUCAGUCACCAGAAGGAAUUCUGGGAGUCCCUGACUUCUGAUUGUCAUCUUAGGUGUAACCUUAGAUUGGUAGGGCAAGGAGGAGCUGGCAUUUUUUGCUUCUUUAUUUAGGAAAAGCAGUUUUAUUGACAUUGAAAUUGAUACCUCAGGACACCUCAUUUGAGAACCCUUCCAAUUUUAGAAGCUUCAGGUCACUUAAAGCCUGGAUCUGCCACUGCUGAUAAUAGUAUAGGAAGGCAUUUAAGACCUCGGAUUAAUGGGAUUCUAUAACUUAGGAAAUGUCUUAGUACAUUUGGGCUGCUAUGAAAAACUACCUUAGACUGGGUAACUUAUAAGCAACAGAAAUCAGUUUCUCACAGUUCUGGAGGAUGGAUGUCCAAGAUCAAGGUGCUGGCAGGGUCUGCUGAGGGCCCACUUCCUCAUAGAUGGUGCCUUCUAGCUCUGCCCUUACCAAGUGGUAGGGGGAAAGCAGCUGUCUGGGGCCUGUCUCAAAAAAUAAAAAGGCCUCGGAACAUAACACAGUGGCAGAGCACCCCUGGUUCAAUCCACAAGCUGGUCUGGAAACUGAUGCUUGCCACCAGCCACCCAAAGUGACUCUAAUUCAAUUCAUGAGGGCUCCACACUCUUGAUUCCUCUAAUUACCUCCUGAAGUCCCCUUGUCCUAAUGUCAUCACCUUAGGGAUGAGAAUUUCAACACUUGGGUUUGGGGGAGACACAUUCAAAGCCUAGCAGAAAGGCUAGGAUCACAUAACUUAGCCUAUGGUAUGGGCUAGCAUUCCGACUCACAUCUUUGACUUCAGUGCUAAUGGUCCUAGCAAGGAACCCACAGUAGGAGUGAAGGUGGACCACAGCAGACGACCUCAUCACAGGCCCAGAAAGCCAGAGCAUUUGCCCCUGCCACAGAUCACUGGAGGUCAAGGAGUCAUCCUGGCAUUUGGUUGCAAAAAUCUCAAGGACCAGAAUGUUAAGAGGUGUGGUAGACUGCUGGCUGGGGCAUUGGGGCCCCCACUGCUGGUCCCUUUCCUGCCUGCAUGUCCCUACCCGAACUACCUUCCCACUCUGCUGACCACUGAAGUUAAAAGCAACCUGCUGGUCCUUCCUAUAAGGUGUCCAGUGUCAAGAGGAGGAAUCAGUCUAGGAACACAGUCCUAGUAACUGUAGUAUGUUAAGGCAAAGAAGGAUGAGCAAGAGGUUCACAAUGCCAGAGGCGAAGAAUGAGGAGUUACUGAUCUCUGUGGAGUUCAUGGAGCUUUGGUGGGGAGUUUAGAACCCAGUCUGACAUUGGCAUCCAACAAAUUUCAUUCGCUCCUGCUCAAGACAUAGAUUCUGUUGAUGGACACAAUUAAUGACCUCCGUGUGUUCCAUGCACUUUGCAAUAUGAUCAUUCAUUCUCUGACUCCCAAGGAGCCAGGACAGAGAUGACUGGCUCCCGGUUUGCCUUCUGUAUGUAAAGCACUGCAGGCAAGGCUCAGGUGAGCCCUGGCCUCCGUCAUCUCAGGCACUCUGUACAAGCCUUGGGAUGAGCCCAGGGCUCCCUGCAUAGCAGGCACUCAGGGCAAGCCUCAGGGUGAACCCAGAUCAGGCUCAGGACAAAGGAAAGGGUGGCCUGCCCAAGUGGGAACAGUAAAGCUAAGGCUUGUGAUCCAGGGGAGACAUAUAGUUGUUAUUGGUUAAAUAUGCCUUGUCUCUGCAAGAAUACGUUGGGGGUCAGAGAAGAAUGGAUGAGUCAUAUACCAAAGCAUGUGGAACACAGAGAGGCCAUUAAUUGCAGUCAUCAACAGAAUCUGUGACCCAAGCAGGAGAAAAUGAAACUUGUAGAAUACCAACGUCAUCCUGGCCUCUGAUCCCCCCACUGGAAAGCUCCGUCACUGAAGCCUGUGAUGAACAGGGCCCUCUGGGUUGACUUAGGGAUGAUUUACUUACUUAUUUUUUCUCUUUUUUCUUUCUUUCUCUCUCUCUCCCCUUCCUUCCUUCCAUCCAUCCUUCCUUCCUUUUCUUUUCUUUUCUUUUCUUUCCUUUUCAGGGAUUGAACCCCAGU